Molecule: messenger RNA, 1224 nt
Organism: Schistosoma curassoni
Lineage: Eukaryota; Metazoa; Platyhelminthes; Trematoda; Strigeidida; Schistosomatidae
Source: the annotation of a GenBank genome assembly
AUGGCACGUGGAGCUGGUGGUUUAUUAGAUGGUGGAUUUGUAUUUAAAUUAGGCAGAUUAUUUAAAACUCCAUAUGGUGGAGAAGGUGUUGAUUUUAUUGAUCAAUUAAAUUAUCAAUUUACUGGUGGACUAAUGGUUAUAUUUAUAGCAAUUAUCAGUUUUCGACAAUAUGUUGGUAAACCAAUUCAAUGUUGGGUACCACAAGAAUUUACUAAAUCAUGGGAAGAAUAUGCUGAAAAUUUAUGUUGGGUAUCAAACACAUAUUUUUUAUUACCUAAUGAAGAAAUACCAACAGAUCAAGUAGAUUAUGAAAAAGUUAAAUUUAUUGGUUAUUAUCAAUGGGUUGCAAUAGUUUUAGCUGGUCAAGCUAUGAUGUCAUGGGUUCCACAUUUAUUAUGGCGUGUUGGUUCAAGACGUUUACCAUUAUUAUUAAAAUCAGCAAGAGAAGCCGCUAUACCAGAUCGUGAAUUACGCUUAAAAGCGGUAUCAUGUUUAGUAGCUACAUUAGAAGAACAAGCUGAAUCUCAAUCAAGAUUUCGACGAAUUAAAUCAAUAUUAACUCGUUGUUUAUGUGGUGUUACACCAAAUGCACGUUUAACUAUGUUAUUUUUAUUUGUAAGAGCAUUAUUUGUAGCUAAUUCAGUUGGACAAAUUUAUUUAAUGAAACGUUUUACCGGUUUUAAUAGUACCGUAUUUGGAUUAAGAUUAUUACAAGAUUUAUCAGCUGGUGUUGAAUGGGAACGAACUGGACAUUUUCCCCGUGUUACAUAUUGUACUAUAAAAGUUCGUAAAAUGGGUCAAACUAAACCAGCAAGCUAUACCCUACAAUGUGUUUUGCCAAUUAAUAAUUUCACAGAGAAAAUCUACGUAUUUCUAUGGUUUUGGUUUGCAAUACUUGGUUUAUUAACUACAUUGAAUACAUUACAAUGGGCAUUAAAUACAAUAUUACCAUCACGUCGUGUACGAUAUAUUAAACAAUAUUUAAAAGCAUUAAGACUUAUAUCUAGUACAGAAGAACGUGAUUGUGCACGUUUUGUAAAUAAUAAUUUAGGCGCUGAUGGUGUAUUUAUACUUCAUGUUGUUUCAAAAAUAGCUAGUGAUCUUAUUGCAUUAGAUGUAACAGCAACAUUAUGGAAAAAUUAUCGACAAGCUAAAAUUACAGGAACAGAAGAAGAUGUUAAUCGAUUACUUGAAACAGUGAAUCGUGGUUCUUCUGUUGUCUGA